This is a messenger RNA of Paramecium pentaurelia, 848 nucleotides long. NCBI's taxonomy places the organism in Eukaryota, Ciliophora, Oligohymenophorea, Peniculida, Parameciidae. The record is from the annotation of a GenBank genome assembly.
UAAUGAAAAUAGCAACUUCAUUAGGAGACAUGUUUAUGUCAGCAGCAUAUGCACCAAGUGGUAGAGCUACUUGUAAAGGAUGUUAAGCAAAAAUUAAUAAAGAGGAAUUAAGAUUAAGCAAUAUUUUAGAUGAAGAUCAUUAUCAUUAAGAACAUCAUUUUCAUGCAGAUUGUUUUUAAUUAAAACCAGCCUUUAAAAAUGCAACAUAUAAAGAUAUUUUUCAUGUUGAAAAUUUAUCAAAAGAAGAUUAAGAAAAAGUAAAAGCAAUUCUUGAAAAACUAUAAAAAAGUUAAAUCAAAAAGAAGCCUUAAUAAAAAAAAGUAAAUCCAAAAUCCAAAUAAAGUAAACCAAAAAAAAGUGAUGUAGAAGAUGAUAGUAGUGAUAGUGAUGAUGAUUACAAAGGAGAAAAAAUUUAAAAGGAUAAAAAAUAAAGUAAAACCUUAAAGGAAAAAAAAGUAGAAGUUUCCAAAUUAUCUGAAUUAUCUCAAAAUUAAAGUGAUGAAGAAAAACCUGAUGUCUUUGUUCUUUAUGAUGAUGCUUAAAAAGAAGAGUUUAGAAAAAUCUAAUUAGAAUUAGAGAAAAAAUCUGCAGGUUAAUUGAAAUAGAUGUUAAAAGCAAAUGAUCAAAAAUAAACAGGAAAUAAAGGAGAACUUAUUGAAAGAAUAGCUGAUUGUAUGAUUAAAGGAUGUUUAGAGAAAUGUCCAAACUGUUCAGGAGGAAGACCCAAAUUAAAUCCAAUUUAGAAAGUCUUUAAAUGUCCUGGAUAUAUGGAUGAUACAGAAUUCAGAUAUUGUAAUAAAGUUUAUGGACCAAAAGAUCUCAAAAGAAUUCCAUGGGUUGAUAUUUGA